Molecule: messenger RNA, 905 nt
Organism: Pelobates fuscus (common spadefoot toad)
Lineage: Eukaryota; Metazoa; Chordata; Amphibia; Anura; Pelobatidae
Gene: SMIM19
Product: small integral membrane protein 19
Exons: 5
Coding region: 139-450 (103 amino acids)
Source: RefSeq, a predicted model, not a curated record
UUCAUUCGCUAUCCCGGAAGUAACCUGAGUUAGCCAAGGCCAGUGGGGAAAUUGGAACCUUGCAAGAGCUACGUUCUGCACAAACGCCGUACUCUAUGGUGAGGAAGGAACUUUUCAUUGCAUCCAGGCCAUCCUAAUAUGGCUGGAGGAUACGGUCUAAUGGCUGAUGAUGGUACUAUUGACUAUUCUGUUCACGAAGCAUGGAAUGAGGCAACCAACGUCUACUUGAUAGUAAUUCUUGUUAGUUUUGGACUCUUCAUGUAUGCAAGAAAGAAUAAAAGAAAGAUUAUGAGAAUUUUCACAGUGCCCCCUACCGUUGAAACCUCUGAGACAAACUUCUAUGAUGACAUCAAGAAGGUUCGCUUGCGUCAGCAGCUGGAGAUGUAUUACAUUGCUCGGAAGCAUGAUCAUCACACUCAAAGUGACAGUGUCCAGCUCACCGUGGAGUGAGUGAAGGUUUCACAUUCUGAAGAAUGCCUUGCCAAACCCAGUGAUUAAGUGGUUAAACUGGGAAGGAAACGUCUGACACAAUCCCAACACUGUGUCAGUAUAGUUAUUUAAACUGCAGAUUCCCUGCCUGUGUAUGAAUAGAUUCUAUGUAUAUUAGAGAAAUAUGUCUUCUGCAGUGGUAAUGCGGUUUCCUAUGUAUUAGCCAGAGGUGGGUUAAAAAAAAAAAAAACAGCAUUUCAUAUCGAUGGUGGACGGUGAGGCCUCCAGGAGUCAGUCACCUGCUGUUUUUCCCUGGAGCCUCCAUUUUGUUUGUAGAAAUGGCUGCCAGCAUAAGAUCUAACAGUCAAUACAAGACUACACAUCCUUUAACUUGUUUAUUGAAUUUAUCUUCUUAAACUGUACUGUUGGUAACUUUAAUUGUAGAUUAUUUGGAGUUAAUAAACCAUGCAAUCUAU